GGCGCGGCGGAGAUGAGCGCCGGUGGCCCCGGGCCCAGGGCGGCGCGGCCGGAACGGGUAGAGGGGGUCCCGAUGCAGGCCCGACGUGGGCCAUGGGGCAGGUCCUGCCGGUCUUCGCCCACUGCAAAGAAGCUCCAUCCACAGCCUCUUCUACCCCAGAUUCCACAGAAGGAGGGAACGACGACUCGGAUUUUCGAGAACUCCACACAGCCCGAGAGUUCUCGGAGGACGACGAGGAGGAGACCACGUCGCAGGACUGGGGCACCCCCAGGGAGCUGACUUUUUCCUACAUCGCCUUCGACGGCUUGGUGGGCUCCGGGGGUCGGAGGGAUUCCACUGCCCGUCGCCCUCGGCCCCUGGGACGCUCGGUUUCCGAACCCCGAGACCCACCCCCGCAGCCGGGCCUGGGGGACAGCUUGGAGAGUAUCCCCAGCCUGAGGCAGUCCCCAGAGCCUGGACGUCGUGCUGACCCUGACGCCGUCCCCGCUGCGGAGCGUCCACUGGAGGACCUGAGGCUCCGUUUGGAUCAGCUGGGCUGGGCUGCUCGGAGUGUGGGAUCUGGGGAGGAUUCGGCCACCAGCAGCUCCACGCCGUUGGAGGACGAGGACCCAGAUGGAGUGGAAGCCCAGGAGGCUGGGGAAGAACAAUUCCCACUUGCUCGGUUCUCACCACCCGAGGCAUUGACUACUCAACCUGGCCCAAGCUCUGGGACUCCCGAAGCUCCUACCCCACCCCCACCCCAAUCGCAAGAUUCGAACUCUGGGUCCGACGAGCCCUUACUGGCGGAGGAGGAAGAGCCGUGGGGGCCUUUGGAGCGGGAGCCAAUCACAGGACAGUGCCUCGGUAGCUCGGACCAAUCAGAAUUAACAGUGGAGCUACGCCUUCUAGGAACUGCCACGGAUUGGUUAAAGACCUUCUUGGAUGUUUACGAAGUUCCAAGUUUGGAGUUGUCCCCACCUCUCUGGACAGCCAUUGGUUGGGUACGAAAAGGCCCCUCCCCUCGUACCCCCCCCCAAGUCCCACUGAAGUGGGCAGAAUCCCCGAAGCAGAGGUGUCCCCGCAGCUUAUCUCUCUCGGAAUCGGAGAUGGAGGGUCAAGUGGCGGACCUGCUCUACUGGAAGGACAGCAGGACGUCCGGAGCCGUGUUCACGGGCCUCAUGGUCUCCCUCCUCUGCCUCCUGCACUUCAGCAUCGUGUCCGUGGCCGCCCACCUGGCUCUGCUGGGGCUCUGUGCCACCAUCUCUCUCAGGGUUUACCGCAAAGUGCUGCAGGCUGUGCACCGCGGCGAUGGCGCCAACCCCUUCCAGGCUUAUCUGGACAUGGACUUGACCCUGACUCGGGAACAGACGGACCGUCUGUCCCAGCAGAUCGCCUCCCACGUGGUCUCUAUGGCCACCCAGCUGCGGCAUUUCUUCCUGGUGGAAGACCUAGUGGAUUCCCUCAAGCUGGCUCUCCUCUUCUACAUCUUGACUUUUGUGGGUGCCGUCUUCAAUGGAUUGACUCUUCUCAUUCUGGGGGUGAUCGUCUUGUUCACAGUCCCUCUGCUGUACAGACAGCACCAGGCCCAGAUCGACCAGUAUGUGGGGCUGGUGACCAGUCAGUUGAGCCACAUCAAAGCUAAGAUUCGAGCAAAGAUCCCAGGGACCGGCGCCCUUGCCUCAGCAGCAUCUGCAGUCUCCGGGUCCAAAGCCAAAGCCGAAUGAGGUGUCUCUGCCUGAGGGACGCCUGCCCCCAACCCCCGCCCACCCCAGCAGUCCUCCCGUUCUUCUUCAUUUCCCGGCUACCACUCACACCCUCUCCCAUUCUGGGUCCGAGCCAUUUUCCUGUGGGUGUGAGCAUCACUCCCACGAGGGAGUCUGCAAUUUGUCUGAGAGGUCAGGACUACAUUUCCCAGAGGCGCUGCUGUAGGAGUCCAGGAAAAGCGAUGCGCCUUCGUCGCUCGGCCUGCUGGGAGUUGUAGUUUGAAUAGACAGGGCACCGCCCUGCACUUUCGACACUCAGCCGCUGGAGGCGCUGUGAGGAAGGGUUGGUGCCUCCAGAGAUCACCAAUCCCAAUGCUGGGGCUUUGCAUGGGGCCCAGAGGAGCCCUGAGCCUGGAUUUACACUGUAAUAAAGACUCCUGUGGAAAA
Molecule: messenger RNA, 2129 nt
Organism: Jaculus jaculus (lesser Egyptian jerboa)
Lineage: Eukaryota; Metazoa; Chordata; Mammalia; Rodentia; Dipodidae
Gene: Rtn2
Product: reticulon 2
Exons: 11
Coding region: 93-1703 (536 amino acids)
Source: RefSeq, a predicted model, not a curated record